Molecule: messenger RNA, 1701 nt
Organism: Saccharomycopsis crataegensis
Lineage: Eukaryota; Fungi; Ascomycota; Saccharomycetes; Ascoideales; Saccharomycopsidaceae
Exons: 1
Coding region: 1-1701 (566 amino acids)
Biological process (GO): translational initiation
Cellular component (GO): cytoplasm; eukaryotic translation initiation factor 3 complex
Molecular function (GO): translation initiation factor activity
Source: RefSeq, a predicted model, not a curated record
AUGACCGACGUCAUCAAACCAUCUGGCGACAUUGGGUCUGCUUCUUCUGUCCAGCAAGCCAUUCCUGACCAAGUCAAGGACUUCAUCCGUACUUUCUACAAGCACUUCCUCGAGAACAAUGUCUACGAGUUGCACGGAUGCUACGAAAACACCUUCAACAAAUUAACCGACAAAUACUACACCAAAUCUGCAUGGCCCGACCCACUCACUGAGGUGGCUCCAUUGGUCGACAAUGAUCAGAUCUUUUUGGUGUUGUAUUCCGAAGUGUACUACCGUCACAUCUACGCCAAAUUGGGCCCUACUUUGGAACACCGUACCAACUCUUACAACAACUAUUGUAACUUAUUCAACUUGAUCUUGAACCAUGAAGGUGGGCCAGUGACUUUUGAAUUGCCAGCCAAGUGGCUUUGGGAUAUUGUCGACGAGUUUAUUUACCAAUUCAACCAAUUUUCAGUGUUCCGUUCCAAAUUGAUCAACAAGAAGAACUUAUCCGAACAAGAUAGCGCAGAACUCAGUUUCCUCCAACAACACGUGGAAAUCUGGAGCUCUUACUCGGUGUUGAACGCUUUGUACUCGUUGAUUGGCCGCUCUAAGAUCUACGAACAAUUGACCGCCCAAAGAAACAACUUGCCACCAUCAAAAAUUUCAGAAAUUGCUGGUCCAUACGGAUCAUUGACCCUUUACAAAAACUUGGGGUACUUCUCGAUAAUCGGGUUAUUGAGAAUCCAUACCUUGUUGGGGGACUUUACCUUGGCCCUUAAAACCAUGGAAGAAAUCGAACUAAGUAAGAAAUCCAAUUUCUUGACCAGAGUUCCUGGCGCCCAUUUCACCACCUACUACUACGCAGGGUUCUGUUACUUGAUGAUGCAUCGUUACGCCGACGCUAUCAAGACUUUCUCCCAUAUCUUGCUCUACAUCACCAGAAUCAAGAACAUCAGCAAGUCUGGUCAGUAUGACGCGAUCACCAAGAAAUCCGAACAAAUGUACGCGUUACUCACCAUCUUGAUUGGAUUGUGCCCAACCAGAAUCGAUGAUGUGUUACACAACAACCUCAAGGAAAAAUUCUCCGAACAAUUGUCCAAGAUUGUCAAAGGUGGUGAAGCCUCAUUGAAAACCAUUGAGGAAUUGUUUGCCUUUGGGUCACCAAAAUUCAUCUCGAUUUCUUUGCCAAGCUUCGACUCACCAGAAUUGAACAUUGACGCCAUCCAUUUGCACUCAUCAGUCUUCAUGGUCACCGUUAAAAACACAGUGUACAACAACUUGUUGAAGACUUACUUGAACUUGUACAGUAGUAUGGAAUUGCAAAAACUCCUCAAUUUCCUUGAAAGUGACGACACCAAGAUCAACAACCUUGAUGAAUUGAAGGAAGUGUUGUUGGCUUUCAAAUUGACCAACACCCAAAUCAAAUGGACCGAAACUGCCGCUGUCAAGACCGCCACCAACGGUGAGGAUGAAGAACAACUUCCUGGGGCUACCAGCGGGUUGCUCAAUGGUGAAUCAUCUAACGUUUACGACUUUGACAUCACCAUCAACGACAACUUGAUCCAAAUCAUCGAAAUGAAGGUUGCCAGAAAGUUCAGUGACUGGUUCAUCAGAAACACUUCUAAGAACUACUUUGUCCAGGAUGCCAUCAGAAAUGACAGAAUCGAGGAAACUGGUAAAGAAAAGAAGGAUAAGAAGACCAAGAAGAGCAAGAAAUGA